This is a messenger RNA of Conger conger (European conger), 2135 nucleotides long. Its product is annotated as Transmembrane protein 179-like. The coding region runs from base 214 to 990 and encodes 258 amino acids. The transcript is spliced from 4 exons. NCBI's taxonomy places the organism in Eukaryota, Metazoa, Chordata, Actinopteri, Anguilliformes, Congridae. The record is from RefSeq and is a predicted model, not a curated record.
GUCAGUCACCAUACUUUUACAGCAUAGCGGGUCUUGUGUAACGGAGACAGCAUAGCCUACCUUUAAAUAUCCCUGUUGUUGCGUUGGGAAAUAUGAUACAGAAUACCUCAAUACAUAUUUAAUUGCUCAUAUCGUAAAUCCCCGACAGAGUGCCCUAUUGGACAGCGUUGCUUAUUUUAUAGCUAAUACAUUUGACUUAUUUCGGUGGCAGUAAUGGAACUGGAUCGGCGACUCUUGUUGGCUCAUUGCACAGCCUACACCCUUUCAGUCCUCGCCGGUCUGAUGGUGGUGGUGCCGCUGGCUCUAAACGGGUCCGACUUCAAAGGGCGAUGCGCGCUAUUCACUCAAGGAUUCUGGAGAAUGGAGAAUCGAACUGCUAUAGGGGAAAGCUCUCGGUUGGUUGUACAGGAGUGGGGGCCUCCCGCUGCCUGCCAGUUCGCCACAUUUGUUGGGGUAUUCACGGUGCUGUACGGCGCGGCGCAGGGCUGGCGAAGCCUUUUUUACCUCCAUCGACGGCACGACGACACCCUGUUCUCGGCCUUCCUUACCCUACUACUGAGCCUGUGUGUGCUGUUUCUGUCCGGCGGGGCAAGCGUCACCCUCAGUCUGGGGCUGCUCUCCUGGUGUCACACCGUCACCGACCACAACAGGCGUCCUUACAGCUGUGGAGAGGCCCAGUCUGUGCCCAUGUACUUGGAUGUUGACACCUCUUCUUUCUAUACUGAACUCACCUGUGCACAAGCUUCCCUCUGGUGUGUCACGUUCCUGUGGUUCACCCACUCCAUCCUGUCCUUCCUGCGCCUGUACCACUCUCAUAGCCAGCAGAUCAGAGGCCCAUGCCUGUCCAGGGAGAAGGAGCUGCUCCUGGGACAUCCCCCUCUGGAUCACUCCCCUCCACGUCCACAGCCACAGCCACAUCCACAUCCACAGCCACAUCCACAUGCACAACCACCCCCAUACACACAGGAGGCACCCAGUGUCUUCAUAUAACACUCACUCUUUUUACCUCAGAAAUGCACUACUUACCCAUACACCACUGACCCAACUUCAGAAAACCUCACACAACGGGGAUCUUUGGAACAUUUGAAGUACUUUUGUUGCAUAUGUGUCGUCCACUGCAUACUAUUUCAGUGCAAUCAGAAGCUAAACUUGGUUGACUGCAUGGUAAUUAUUAAAUUUAUAUUUUACAAGCCAUUGUGCUUGUGGUCAGUAGGCUAUAAGUUCAACAAAGAUAAAUGCAGAAUACCAGUAAAAUAUUUUAUAGCACAUUUUACUGAAUCCAACAAUCUUCCAGCUUGUGCCUCGUGUUUGUUUUCAGACAUUUUGAGCAUAGUGCACACAAAAGAACAAUGAUUCCGAUAUAUUUAAAAAAUACAUUUUAACAUUGUGCCGAAUCUGCAACAAAAAAUGCAUCCACACACAUUAUAAUCACUUUGUUUGUAUUGUAAUACAUGUAACUAGUUAAUUACUAGAUAUGUUCUUCAAAGAUACAAACAUGUAAUCAAACUGAAAAGAUGGCUGGAAUAACCUUGUGAACCUUGUGAAAAAAUGGACUAGUUCAGACAUACAUCAUUUAGUAGUACGGGUAUAGGCAUGCUUUCACAAACAUAUGAAAUGUCAGUCCUCAGGCACUAGUUAGGGUCACACUCUCGCACUUGUGAAGGUUUUUAAUGAUGCUGUCUGUGUUGAUGCAGCUGCUUAAAUGGGCAACAAAUAAAAACAUCACGUCUGUGAUGUUGAGAAAAAAAAAUCUCAAACAUACUUUAAAUUGCAAUAUAACAAUUUGAAAUGUAUAAGGGGAACAGUGAAACAAUCGAAAUGCCUAUUGCUCUGUGGGUUCAUUGCAUAAAGCUUGAACCCUACUUUCCCUUCUACGGCAAAGUUGAAUAUUUCAAAACAGGUUAUAAUGUUUGAAAACCCAGAGCAUAUUUGGCUGUGGUGAUGCACAGACAGCAGAGGAAAAAAACUGGAGGUAAUGGGAGAUCUCUGAACUUGAUAGUUUUAACUGUUGUUAAACUAGUGUUGUUAUUGUUCAUUGUUGAUGGUGUUUUAUACUUGCUAUUUAUUAACAUUUUAUGAAAUUACACGUUUACAUCUUUCUAAGCAAUGUAAUAAACAUGUAUUUGUAAAAACCA